Molecule: messenger RNA, 770 nt
Organism: Salmo salar (Atlantic salmon)
Lineage: Eukaryota; Metazoa; Chordata; Actinopteri; Salmoniformes; Salmonidae
Source: RefSeq, a predicted model, not a curated record
GAUAUGUGCCACACCCGAGGACCUUGCCCCCUCAAGACAUUCAUCCAAUCAUUUGCUGUGUUCUGUUCAGGGCGGAGAUACUGAACAUCAAUAAAUUGGAAGUCCCAGGAGACAAAAAGCAGCUCAGGGAUCCCUUGUAACAUUUUGCAAGUACUAAAGGAAAUCAACAAACAAACGUCAACAUGGUCGACUGGACAGAUGCUGAGCGCAGCGCCAUCGUAGGCCUGUGGGGAAAGAUCAGCGUGGAUGAGAUCGGACCCCAGGCCCUGGCCAGACUUCUGAUCGUGUCUCCAUGGACUCAGAGGCACUUUAGCACCUUCGGCAACCUGUCCACACCCGCUGCCAUCAUGGGUAACCCCGCGGUGGCCAAGCACGGAAAGACCGUGAUGCACGGACUGGACAGAGCUGUGCAGAACCUGGAUGACAUCAAAAACGCCUAUACUGCCCUGAGUGUGAUGCACUCCGAGAAACUGCACGUGGAUCCCGACAACUUCAGGGUUCCUUUAUGGUCCCCUCUCACAGCUCCUCGCCGACUGCAUCACCGUGUGCGUGGCAGCCAAGCUCGGUCCCACCGUUUUCAGUGCUGAUAUUCAGGAAGCCUUCCAGAAGUUCCUGGCUGUCGUUGUGUCCGCUCUUGGCAGACAGUACCACUAGAGCAUCACUCGACAGCAUCAAUAUGGAAGAGAGAUGACACUCCAAUCCAGUCUGUUAGGCUGGAAGCUGUGCCAUAGCUACACAUUUGAAAAAAAUUAAAUCUAUUUAAAAGCGUU